AUGGCCCCGCCCUCACAAUGGCUGCGGGGCACCGUGAAGGCCGUCCACAGCGGAGACACCCUGCUAGUGAUGGGCGCCGCGGCGGGCGGGCCCCCGCCCGAGAAGACGCUCAUCUUGUCAUCCCUCAAGGCACCCAAACUCGGCCGGCGCGAUGGGGCCACGAAGGACGAGCCCUUCGCCUGGGAGUCGCGGGAGUUCCUGAGGAAGAAGUGCAUCGGCAAGGAAUGCGUGUUCAGGACGGACUACAGGGUGGAGCAGAUCGGCAACAGGGAGUUCGGCUCCGUUUUCAUGGACAAGGAGAACGUGGCGCUGACUGUCGCCGCCAACGGCUGGGCCAAGGUCAACCCCGUGGGCACCCAGAAGAGCCCGUACUUUGACGACCUGCAGCAGGCGGAGAAGGCCGCUGUGGAGAAGGGCACCGGGAUGUGGAACAAGGACCCGGCGGCCCUGGAGGCCGCGGUGCGGGACCUGCCCACCGAGGACCUGGCCGGCAUGGAGCUGCUGGCGCGGGUUGGCAAGGGCAAGCCGCUGUCGGGGAUCGUGGAGGGCGUGCUGAACGGCAGUCUGCUGCGCGUGACGCUACUGCCGACCUUCAACUCCGCGCUGGUGGCCCUGGCGGGGGUGCAGGCCCCUUCCAUGAACCGCCGAUCUGGGGAGAAUGGGGCGGCGGGAGAGGGCCCCGAGCCCUUCGCCCUGCAGGCCCGUCACUUCUCGGAGGUGCGGGCCUUGCACAGGGAGGUUCGCAUUGUUUUGGAGGGUGUUGACAAAUACAACAACCUCUUUGGGAACGUCCUCUAUCCCCAGGGCGAAGAAGUCAUGGACCUAGCACAGCAGCUUGUCCAGCAUGGCAUGGCCAAGUGUGCGGAAUGGAGCCUGAACAUGAUGACUCAAGGUGCAACGAAGCUGCGAGAGCUAGAACGUACGUCCAAACAAAAGAGGGAAGGUAUCUGGACAGGCUAUGUGCCACCAGUGACCAACACUGCCAAGCUCAGUGACAAGUUCACUGGUGUUGUCAUUGAGGUCGUCAGUGGCGACUGUGUGAUCGUCAUGGACAAGGCAUCCAGGACUGAGCGGCGUGUCACACUCUCCAGCCUGCGGGCCCCAAGGAUGGGUACCCGCGAUCGCAAGCCAGAUGGGUGGGCUCCCGAAGCCAAGGAAUUCACAAGGAAGCUCCUCAUAGGCAAGGAAGUCAGUGUCAACAUGGAGUACACACGGAAACUGCAGCCUCAGGCACCCGUGGCAAACCCCAGCCAGCCGGUGAGGGAUAUGAUGGCCUUUGGGAACAUAAUGGUUAAGGAGAAGGGCGAGGAGGUACAGGUGGCAGAACAGGUUGUCAAGAACGGGCUGGCCUCUGUUGUUAGACACCGCACGGAUGAGGAGAGGAGCUCGAUUUAUGACAAGCUGCUGGAGGCGGAGGAAGAGGCCAAGAAGGCCAGGAAGAACCUGCACAGCGGCAAGGAGGCACCCAUGCACAGGCUGAAUGAUGUGUCAUUGCCACAGAAUUCGUCCAGGGCAAAGCAGUACCUUCCAUCUUUCAAGCGCAGUGGGAAGAUGACAGCCAUCUGUGAAUAUGUUAUCAGUGGACACCGGUUAAAACUGUUCAUCCCCAAGGAAGGUGCUACAAUCGUCUUUGCCCCGUCUGGCGUGAGGGCUCCAUCAAGACCUUCCCAGGACAGAAAG
Messenger RNA from Ostreobium quekettii, 1680 nucleotides. Lineage: Eukaryota; Viridiplantae; Chlorophyta; Ulvophyceae; Bryopsidales; Ostreobiaceae. The record is from the annotation of a GenBank genome assembly.